GAAUUUGUGCUCCCCGCUCUAAUCACUUAAAUUUUAACAGGCACACGAAUUUCCAUAAGCACUGAUUGUCUUUAAUAGUAUUUCGGUGCCUCUUUGAAUUAAAUGUAAAAUCUACAUUACUGACAGACAAUUAUAAAUUCGUUCAAAAUCUCGAGAAACAAGUGAGUCAAGUUUGCAAUAUAGGACUUUGCAAUUUGCGUAGUAAUGUCCUUUUCAUUAUAACAAGUGAAAAAGUCAAAUGGUCAAAGGCUAAUCAGAAUGACUGAUCAAGAUACAAACAAUAAUAUUCUUCCGUUACGGGAGAAUUUGGUAAAAACAGCAGUACAGUUUUUACAAAAUCCUAAAGUGUUGUCGAGUCCAUUGUCGCAAAAGCAGGAAUUUCUGAAAAGGAAAGGCCUCACGGAUGAAGAGAUUAAAACAGCUUUCAAACUAGCAUCUGUUGACAAUAUAGCUGAUCGCAAUGCUCUUCAGAAUCCAUAUACUUCUGUACAAAUACCAUCGGAAUCUAUUCAUCCAUAUCAUCAAAUGAAUGUUUAUCAACCGACAUUUUUGUCGAAAAUUAAAGAAUUUUUUAAUGCAACUGCAUUAAUUGGUGUCACAGUAUACUGUGCAUAUUGGUUUUAUAAGAAAUUUAUAGAACCCUUUCUGUUUGGUCGGAAAAAGAAAAGGUGUUGCAUAGAAGAUAAGGUAACCGAACUAGAUGAAACCAUUCAAAAUUCCAUGAAAGAAGUGAAAGAUUCUAUCUUGAAGAUAGAAGGUGAAGUGCAAAAAUUGACUCGGCAUCAAGCAUUGGAUCCAACUAUCCCACAAUUAGUGCAAGAACUUAAACAUGAUUUAUCUAGUCUAAAAGCAUUACUUUUAUCAAGAAAACAAUUUCCUACUGCCCCUGCAUCUAUACCACCAUGGCAAUUGGGUGCAACAAAUGUAAGCCAAGAAAAAGCAACUGAACGAGAAGACGAUGCUGGAAGUGGUAGCAGUACUAAUAAUUCCGAUAGUUCUUUGGAAAUGAUUCGAGAAGAUCCACCUAAGGAAUAAGUUUUGAAUUCAAUCAUAAUUACUUCCGUAAUGAUAGUCUUCGAUAUACGCGAUUAUUUUGGUAUAAUGUUGAAAGCAAAAGGAUUAUAAUUUUAAUAAAUACUACAUGACAGAUUACAGGGAUGCUUGAUAUUAUUUUUAUACAGGAUGUUUGAAAAGAAAAUAAUCGAAGAAUCUGAACCCUAUUUUAGCAUCUUGUGCUUAUACUAGUUGCAUCGAUCUGUAUUUUUGGUAAUAUUCAUAACUUUGUCAAUGUUUUAAUAUCUAUCAAACAAUGUUCCAUUACAAAGAACUUUUAUGUCAUUUACCAGAAUAACAUAGCAAAUCAAUUGAAUAAAUGUAUUAAACCAA
Messenger RNA from Acromyrmex echinatior (Panamanian leafcutter ant), 1386 nucleotides. RefSeq names its product peroxisomal biogenesis factor 14 (gene Pex14). Gene Ontology annotation, cellular component: peroxisomal importomer complex; peroxisomal membrane. The record is from RefSeq and is a predicted model, not a curated record. Gene Ontology annotation, molecular function: signaling receptor binding. Gene Ontology annotation, biological process: protein import into peroxisome matrix, docking. NCBI's taxonomy places the organism in Eukaryota, Metazoa, Arthropoda, Insecta, Hymenoptera, Formicidae.